AUGGCCCCAAUUACCUCCGCUCUCUCGGAGACUCUCCAGUCUCUGACCCAGAGCAAAAUCCGCGAACUGGAAAAGCGACAGGGAGCCUACGAAACUCAAAAAGCCUCCAUCCUCCAAGCAGCCGAUGAAUUCACCGACAUUCGCGACAAAAUCGCUCAUAUACUGGCCGGUGUUAAAGAACUCCUCCCGCAAACAGACCGAGACCCUGUUACCGCCGACAUCGAGCGCUGGUUGAAUCAAGCGCGCUAUGACUCCUCAAUUCCAGUUGAAAAGCUGGUCUCGAUCCACGAUGAGUUAGUCUCGCAGCUCGAUGCGAAUAGUCGCCGAUUGGGCCUUGCGGAUCUCUACUCCCGCCUGUUGAUGGAGUGGGUUAACGCCGAUGCCAACUCGAACAAAUCGCCCGGUGACACGUCCAGCGACGACGAGGACUAUCUUGUCGUGGAAGAGAGACAGAAGCAGCGGCUACAGGCUCUUUGCGAUCAGUUUGAGCAGGUGGUUUUCGAGCCGUUGGAGACAAGUCCCGAGGAUAUCCAUGCUUUCCUCGAUGGCCUUUUCCCCGAUGAAGACAGCAAAAAGGGGUUGGAAGAUUUUCGAGACGAAAUGAAAAAGGACUGCGACAAUUUGUGGGACGAGAGCUCGUUCGGGGAUGAAGUUUUCGACACUGAUUCUUUGACUCUGUGCAUCAAGGGCCUGUUGAAGGAGGACAUUCUCAGCGACGCGAAGAAAGAAAUGCUGAAGUAUUUCCUCGACAAUAAGGUUGCAUUGAUUGAAAUUGCGGACGUUUUGAACAUGCGAUACGACGACCUGAAGAAUUGGGAAUGGCAUGCAGGAGAAGAUGGUAUCCCUGUUCUCCCUACGCAGCAAUUGAAUGGCAAGUAUCGGAUCUGGAUGGACGAGGACGUGCUUCAGACAAUCUUUGUCCAGCACAUCGGAGUUCGAUUGUGUAACAUUCUGAAGGGAAACCUCGAAAUGAUGAUCAAGAACGAGUCGGUGUGGAAUUGGUCUCCUGGCCCACGCAUGACCGAGGCGGAUAACCUUCGACGCCAGUAUUACCUGGAGGAAUCGGGAGACAAGGUCAAAAGUGUCCAGAAUAUCCGCAAAAGGGAGUACAUGAACACGUACUUUGUAUCGCAGCUCCCGGGGUCUCAAUCGACGCUUGCUCAACAAGGCGGCUCGUAUGACAAUGACGAUGACGAUGACGAUGACGAUGACGAGGAGGACGAGUCACAAGCGAAACACGAAGACAAGAAUGUCAAGCAACAUCUCCUGCGUAAGGUGGCUACCGAGACUCUCUUACAUCGUGGUCUGCAUGGUGAAGCAGCUGCCAUUCAGUCCGAUCUCAAAUGGUACGGCACGUCGCUGUCCCACAGCACAAUCUUUGCCGUUAUGGCUUUCGCAGGAUUUCCGCAGCGGUGGAUUGACUUCUUCCGCAAAUACCUCGAAUCCCCGUUGAACAUGGACCAGUCGUCGUCUGGGCGCGAGCCUCGUGGACCUCGAAUCCGGAAGCGUGGUCUGCCCAUGGCGCAUGCGUCGGAGAAGCUGCUGGGAGAGUUGGUGCUUUUCUUCAUGGAUCUCGCUGUCAACCGCAAGACAGGAAUGUUGCUGUACCGACUGCACGAUGACCUUUGGCUGUGCGGUGAGCCGCAAAAGUGCGUACAGGCAUGGGAAGUGAUGAAUAACUUUGCCAAGGUGGCAGGCCUCGAAUUCAACAUCUUCAAGACUGGUUCGGUCUAUCUGUCCGAUUCGAAGAAUCCCAGUAUCGAGGCUCGACUGCCCAAGGGACCAGUCACGAUCGGCUUUCUGACUCUAGACUCCGAAUCUGGCGUUUGGAAAAUCGACCAGACGCAAGUCGACGAACAUCUGAGCCAGUUGCAGAACCAGCUCCAGCGCUGCGACAGCGUUAUCUCGUGGAUCCGCACUUGGAACAGCUGCAUCGGCCGGUUUUUCAAGAGCAACUUCGGUCAGCCAGCGUACUGCUUUGGACGGCCACAUGUGGACGAAAUCCUGAAGACCUAUGAAAAGAUGAAUCGCGUCUUAUUCGAGUCUCAGGGUCCCGAAAACGGGUCCACAUUAACCGAGCAUCUUCGUCAGAUGAUCAAGUCUCGCUUUGGCGUGUCCGAUGUGCCGGAUGCCUUUUUCUUCCUGCCAGAAAAGCUCGGGGGCCUGGGCCUGCGCAACCCGUUCGUUCCUGUAUUGUUGGUUCGCGAUAAUAUGGGCGAUUCCACCUCGCCUGUUGAGCGUCUGCAAUUCCUCCACCAGAAGAAAAGGGAUAUGUACGCGAAUCAUAGGAAAGAGUUCGCCGACCUCACGGAUCGCGCCCGUCGUGAACGCCUAGAUGAUCUGUGGACUGACCGAGAUCAACAAGUAGAGGACUUUAUCGAUCUCAGCACAUUCAUGUCAUUUGAUGAGUACAUGCGGUAUCCUGAUACCAGAGAUUCCGAGGUCGCGACCUUCUACGAGGCCUCCACCCAGGUAGCGGUCCCUGCGUAUAUUCAGCCCACGCCGGAGUAUAGCCACGGACUGGACAAAGUCCAACAGACUAUUGAUAUCGGCGAUCCUUCACCAGAGGACAAGUGGGUUUUGCAUCUGUAUGCGUCUGAAUUGAUGUCGCGAUUUGGGGGUUUGAACCUGGUGGAAAAGCGGUUUUUGCCCGUCGGCGUGUUGACUUUGAUUAAGGAGAAGAAGAUCAGAUGGCAGAUGGUUUUGUGAUUUACCUUUUAUUUUGAUUCUCAUGAUAUUUCAAAUGUU
Aspergillus steynii IBT 23096 is the source of this 2748-nucleotide messenger RNA. RefSeq lists its product as uncharacterized. NCBI's taxonomy places the organism in Eukaryota, Fungi, Ascomycota, Eurotiomycetes, Eurotiales, Aspergillaceae. The transcript has a single exon. The record is from RefSeq and is a predicted model, not a curated record. The coding region runs from base 1 to 2709 and encodes 902 amino acids.